Geodia barretti is the source of this 1259-nucleotide messenger RNA. The record is from the annotation of a GenBank genome assembly. Lineage: Eukaryota; Metazoa; Porifera; Demospongiae; Tetractinellida; Geodiidae.
AUGUUAAUUCCCAAAGCAGUUGAAUAUGUGUGUUUAUGUAAAUAUGUGAUAGCUGAUCACUACAAAAAGUUUGUUAGAAGUGGUGAAACUUAUAAUCUAGUGGUGGGAAUUCAGUGCUACUCCACUGGAGCUCCAGCCAGUGCAUGUAGUGACAUCUACCCAGUGGGGCAUCUAGGAACCUCCCAAGAUCUCUCCACUAACCCCUUCCAGUUGUCCCUCUCUGACUUUGACCAGACUUACGGAGGAGAGAUUUUCUAUGUCCCUGGACAGGACUACACCUUGACUCUGUCAGGAUCAGGAGGUGAGCAGUUCAGAGGAUUUCUAGUACAGGCCAGAGCUCUGGCAGAUGGUUCUCCAGUUGUUACCUUCAUUGACAAUGGAGAUGACCAGACACUCAGCUCUUGUGACCCUCCAGAGUCAGCAGUGACCCACACAAACAGCAGUCUCAAGACUUACUUGACACUGAAUUGGACAGCUCCAUUACAAGGAGCUGGAGGGAUCAAUUUUUUUUAUGCUGUCGUUCUAAGCAGAGAUGAAUUUUAUGCUACACAAAAUACUGAUGUCUUACAUCCCUGCGGUCUCCCUCUGUAUGAGAGUGCUGGUCAUUGUGUGGAGACCUGUCCUGAUGGACAGUUUGGUAAUGGAAAUAUCACCACUCUCACUGGAACCUGUGAUCCAUUACCCACUGACUUCAGAGCAACCCUGAAUGCCACAGUCUACUAUGCCCAAAUUGACGAAAAUCAUCAACUGAAUGCAUCAGUGUUCAAAAUCCGAGCCAUCUUCAGUACCACUAAUGAUCUUGAAUAUAUCUACAUGAGCAUAACACAGGCCAACGAAACCGACGGGCUCCUUGAAUUUGACGGUGGCAGUGAGAACAGGAUUGAACCCAAUGACCCAGCCACUGUGUUUGCAGAGAGAGGCUAUCCAAUUAAUAUAGACAUUAACAUCACUUUAGCUGUUUUGUAUCAUCCGGGAAUACCAAGUAUCGGCUAUGUCUAAAGGAUUGGUCUGCAUACAAAAUUCAACAGAUCCUUGCGAUGGAGGGUGUGAGAAUGGAGGCACUUGUAUAAGAACCUCCUUCUGCAAGUACUCUUGUUCCUGCAGGCCAGGAUACACCGGAACUCACUGUCAGGAGGAUGAUCAAACUGUGCACUUUUGCAAAGAGAUAGUGUUUAAUGGUGGGUACUUGUGUUGAAGAAUUUGGCACGAUACUAGAUGUCAAUGUGUCACGGGUUCAGAGGUGAUCAAUGUACAGAAGA